AUGAUACUGCUCCCUCGCUAUCGGUAUGGUGUCCUUUGGUUCCUCCUGCUUGCCGUCCUGUGCCUUUGGCUCAUUGGACCCUCCCCUGCUCACGCUGCUCACUUCCGUGUCGGGGUGGUAGGGCCGUGGUCAUGUGACCCUCUCUUCUCCAAAGCGCUGCCGAGUGUGGCGGCCCAGCUGGCAGUCAACCGUAUCAACAGAGACGCUGUCCUCUCACUGGCAGCCACUUUUGAUUAUGUCAUUCUGGAAGAGAAAUGUGAGACUUCCAGAGCUCUGGAUGGGUUCAUGGGCUUCUAUACCAGGGCUACAGGCUUCAUCGGGCCGGCCAACCCUGGGUACUGUGACGCUGCAUCGCUACUGGGCAAGGGCUGGAACAAGGCGGUGUUUUCGUGGGGAUGUGUUGGCUAUGAGCUGGAUGAUGUGCGGAGUCACCCUACCUUCGCCCAUUCCAUGCCCCGACCCACCUGGGUGCUGAUCAGCCUCAUGCAGCACUUCCGCUGGGCACAAGUUGGCAUCAUUGCCUCCUCAGAGGACAGCUGGGUGGAGACCUCCAUCAAGGUGGCCAACUCUCUGAGGAGUCAUGGGAUGCCGGUGAGGCUGGUGGUUACCAUCGGUAACGACCCUGGUAGUGUCAGGAAGACCCUGGCCAAGCUCAAGAAGGUGGAGGACCUACGAUUGGUGAUCAUGUGUAUGCACUCUGCCCUGAUCGGAGGGGGACCUCAGAAGCUCCUGCUAGAAACAGCAAAGGACAUGAGACUGACCGAGGGAUCCCUGGUGUUUCUCCCCUACGACACGCUACUCUACAGCCUACCCUACCACAAUGUCACUUACCCUGCCCUGAAGAGCAACAGCAAGCUACUCAAGGCCUACGAUGCCGUGUUGACAGUCACUAUAGACUCUCCCAAGACAUCUUUCUACCAGGCCUAUCAGGAGGCUAUAGACAGGGGAGAGAUAGCGGGAAAUGUCAAGCCAACACAGGUGUCUCCUCUGUUUGGGACCAUCUACAGCUCCGUGCUGUUCAUGGCCCAUGCUGUCCACAGGGUCAAGGCCUCAGGGGAGUGGCUCUCUGGGGGGAACCUGGCCCAACACACCCACAACCUGGCCUUCCAGGGUUUCAGCCACCCUGUGAGGACUAACAUGUCUGGAGCCGGCGUGGCUGACUACGUAAUACUGGAUACAGACGGGAAAACCUGGGACCUCAGGCCCACACACAGGAUAGAGAUGGCUGCUGACAUGGUGAGGUUCCUGGGUAGAGAUAUCCACUUCCCACACGGUAUCUCCCCCAAGACUGACUCCAACUGUUGGUUCAUCAAAGGCAUCAUCUGCACUGGAGGUGUGGAUCCGUUCUCUGCUGUUAGGAUCUUCCUGGGAUUCUUCCAGACGGGUUUCGUCUUGUUUAUUCUAACCUACUGCAUCAAGCGACGCAUCAACCACAUCCGGUUGUUCCGGGGUCCCAACAAGAUCCUGCUCACCCUUGACGACGUCACUUUCAUCAACCCGUCGCUUAGCAACAAGAAGCUUAGUAUAGACAGUAACAGAAAGAUCAGUGGAGUCUCUCUGACGAGCCAUUCACAGCACAGCCUCACGUCCCCCUUCUCUGAGCAAUCACCUGCUACCUACGAGAACUCCAACGUCGUCCUCUAUGAGGGAGACUGGGCGUGGCUGAAGAGACUCCCUCAUGGAACGUUCAGGAAUAUCAACCCCAAAACCAGUGACGUGUUUGAAUUGAUGAAGGACAUGCGUCAUGAGAACAUUAACCUUUUCCUGGGUUUCUUCCACGACUGUGGAGUGUUUGCCAUCGUAACCGAGUUCUGCACCAGGGGAAGCAUGGAAGACCUAUUGCUCAAUGAGGAUGUCAAACUGGAUUGGAUGUUCAAGUCAUCACUACUGCUGGACCUUAUUAAGGGUAUGAAGUACCUGCACCACAGGAACUUGUAUCACGGUCGUCUGAAGAGCAGGAACUGUGUGGUAGAUGGACGCUUCGUCCUGAAGAUCUCUGACUACGGAUACAACGAGGUUCUAGAGGCAGCAAAGUUCCCCUACACAGAACCUCCUGCAGAGGACCUGUUGUGGACUGCCCCUGAGAUUCUGCGUGGCCCCUCCCCCGGUCUCUACGGCAGUCUCCAUGGAGACGUGUACAGCUUCGCCAUCAUCAUGCAGGAAGUGGUCAUGAGAGGCCCGCCUUUCUACAUGCUGGAGCAGUCUGCUGCAGAGUUGAUCCAGAAAAUCCGUAAGCCCCCUCCUCUGUGUCGUCCGGUGGUCUCCCCUGACUACGCCCCUAUGGAGUGUAUCCAGCUGAUGAAACAGUGUUGGAACGAAGAGCCAGACAGACGGCCAUGCUUCGACCAGAUCUUUGACCUGUUUAAGAACAUCAACAAGGGCAGGAAGACCAACAUCAUAGACUCCAUGUUGAGGAUGCUGGAGCAGUACUCCUCUAACCUGGAGGAGCUGAUCAGAGAGAGGACCGAGGAGCUGGAGAUAGAGAAACAGAAGACUGAGAAACUACUCACUCAGAUGCUGCCACCGACGGUUGCGAAUGCCCUGAAGGUGGGUGGUACGGUGGAACCGGAGUACUUUGACAACGUGACGCUGUACUUCAGUGACAUCGUUGGCUUCACCACCAUCUCAGCCAAUAGCGAGCCCAUCGAAGUGGUUGACCUUCUGAACGACCUCUACACGCUGUUUGACGCAAUCAUUGGCAACCAUGAUGUCUAUAAGGUGGAGACGAUAGGCGAUGCCUACAUGGUGGCGUCAGGGUUACCGGUUGCCAACGGAGAUCGUCACGCGGCAGAGAUAUCCAACAUGGCGCUAGACAUCCUCAGUGCUGUGGGCACCUUCAAGAUGAGACACAUGCCUGACGUACCUGUACGGAUACGCAUAGGAUUACACUCAGGUCCGUGUGUGGCGGGGGUGGUGGGACUGACCAUGCCUAGAUACUGUCUGUUCGGAGACACUGUCACCACAGCCUCUCGUAUGGAGUCCACUGGGAUGCCCUACAGAAUCCAUGUCCAUAACAGCACAGUUAAAAUCCUGCUGGAACUCAAGGCAGGAUACAAGGUGCAACUGAGAGGCAAAACUGACCUGAAGGGAAAAGGAGGAACAGAGGAGACCUACUGGCUCAUAGGGAAGGACAACUUUGAGAAACCUCUCCCCGUCCCCCCUGAAUUCAAGAAAGGGUCUGUCCAGGAGAUCAAGGACUUCAAGCUGCUCCUCCAGAAGGCCGUGAAGAAGAUCUCCACUGUCAGAACGGUGGCUAUGGUUACUAUGGCGGACGACGACAACGUCAUGAUGCACCACCACUGACCAAUCAGACUUCCUGAUGCACCACCACUGACCUUUGACCCUAGCCAGAAAGAGGCAUCAGGGGAGCUACUGCAAAGGCAUAUUUUGACUCCGUUUCAAAUCAAUGGAACUUGGGGCUGACCAAUGAGGACCACCAAUUGACUAUUGUGUGGACAUCAAACCUUUUUGCUUUUAUGGCUCCCGGUCUUUCAGACUGAUUCUGUGUCCAUUAUGAGCCUUGGAUCCUUACUAUCGCCCCAUGGUCAACAAAGAGGGAACAGCAGGGCGGAAGAGGAUCCAGUGACAUCCAGUUUGCGUCUGCAGGUUAUUGGUGAAUAUUCAGAAAAGGGAGCUUACAAGUGUCUGGUCAUACAUUGCCCAAGCAACCGUGUGUGCGUGCGUCUGCAUACCCCUGUGUGUGUGUGUGUGUGUGUGUGUGUGUGUGUGUGACGGGGGAGGGGAAGUGAAAGGAUGUGCUGUGUAGAGAUUACUGCAGCUUGUUUUAAAUAUGAAGCAUCUUGCCAGACGGUAGGACUAUUAUUAGAACUAUCAGUGUUACUCAGUAAACCACGGAUCGGAUCUGUCCAGUGAGUCUACUCGCUUGGUGUCCCAUAAGCGCUUUGCUCCAAAGCCUCUUCCUGCUUUUCUUCUCCUCCUGAUUUCCUCCUUCUCAUCCUCCUCUCUUCGUGAAACACAAGCUUUGCUUUGUUUUUUUGUUCUUGCAUGUUGUGUUAUGUUGAUGUUCUUUCAUUGUAAACCUCGGACUCUUCCAGAAAAACUCUCCCGGAAUUUUGAACCUGCAUAGGUCAAAUCAAAUUGUAUUUGUCACAUGCGCUGAAUGCAACAGUUGUAGGUUUACUUACGAGCCAUUUCCCCAACAAUGCAGUGCAAAAAAACAACAAUUACAAAAAAUAUGAUGGGUCAGUGACGGGUCGCUGCAGGUGUGAAAAUCCCCAUAUAAAGUGAUACGUUUCUGUAAAAAUCCCCAUAUAAAGUGACACGUUUCUGUAAAAAUCCCCAUAUAAAGUGAUACGUUUCUGUAAAAAUCCCCAUAUAAAGUGAUACGUUUCUGUAAAAAUCCCCAUAUAAAGUGAUACGUUUCUGUAAAAAUCCCCAUAUAAAGUGACACGUUUCUGUAAAAAUCCCCAUAUAAAGUGACAUGUUUCUAUAAAAAUCCCCAUAUAAAGUGAUACGUUUCUGUAAAAAUCCCCAUAUAAAGUGAUACGUUUCUGUAAAAAUCCCCAUAUAAAGUGACACGUUUCUGUAAAAAUCCCCAUAUAAAGUGAUACGUUUCUGUAAAAAUCCCCAUAUAAAGUGAUACGUUUCUGUAAAAAUCCCCAUAUGAAGUGACACGUUUCUGUAAAAAUCCCCAUAUAAAGUGACACGUUUCUGUAAAAAUCCCCAUAUAAAGUGAUACGUUUCUGUAAAAAUCCCCAUAUAAAGUGAUACGUUUCUGUAAAAAUCCCCAUAUGAAGUGACACGUUUCUGUAAAAAUCCCCAUAUAAAGUGAUACGUUUCUGUAAAAAUCCCCAUAUAAAGUGACACGUUUCUGUAAAAAUCCCCAUAUAAAGUGAUACGUUUCUGUAAAAAUCCCCAUAUAAAGUGACACGUUUCUGUAAAAAUCCCCAUAUAGAGUGAUACGUUUCUGUAAAAAUCCCCAUAUAAAGUGACACGUUUCUGUAAAAAUCCCCAUAUAAAGUGACAUGUUUCUAUAAAAAUCCCCAUAUAAAGUGACACGUUUCUGUAAAAAUCCCCAUAUAAAGUGACACGUUUCUGUAAAAAUCCCCAUAUAAAGUGACACGUUUCUGUAAAAAUCCCCAUAUAAUGUGACACGUUUCUGUAAAAAUCCCCAUAUAAAGUGACACGUUUCUGUAAAAAUCCCCAUAUAAAGUGAUAAGUUUCUGUAAAAAUCCCCAUAUAAAGUGACACGUUUCUGUAAAAAUCCCCAUAUAAAUUGACACGUUUCUGUAAAAAUCCCCAUAUAAAGUGACACGUUUCUGUAAAAAUCCCCAUAUAAAGUGACACGUUUCUGUAAAAAUCCCUAUAUAAAGUGACACGUUUCUGUAAAAAUCCCCAUAUAAAGUGACACGUUUCUGUAAAAAUCCCCAUAUAAAGUGACACGUUUCUGUAAAAAUCCCCAUAUAAAGUGACACGUUUCUGUAAAAAUCCCCAUAUAAAGUGACACGUUUCUGUAAAAAUCCCCAUAUAAAGUGACACGUUUCUGUAAAAAUCCCCAUAUAAAGUGAUACGUUUCUGUAAAAAUCCCCAUAUAAAGUGAUACGUUUCUGUAAAAAUCCCCAUAUAAAGUGACACGUUUCUGUAAAAAUCCCCAUAUAAAGUGACACGUUUCUGUAAAAAUCCCCAUAUAAAGUGACACGUUUCUGUAAAAAUCCCCAUAUAAAGUGACACGUUUCUGUAAAAAUCCCCAUAUAAAGUGACACGUUUCUGUAAAAAUCCCCAUAUAAAGUGACACGUUUCUGUAAAAAUCCCCAUAUAAAGUGAUACGUUUCUGCAACAUGUGUAUAACACAUCUGUGAAAUCACUCGUGAGUAUAUACUUGGGGCCUAGAAGGGACUGUUAUGUAUAGUAUGUGCUCACUGAGACACUUUGUAUGUGAGAGACAAUUCCUCAAAAUAUCACCUGUAGGACUUCUCUGAUGUACAAACAUACACUCUGAUGACGCACAAACAUUCCUGUAUGGAAUAAUUCUUUCCAUCAUCAUUUUUCAACACGCCUGUAUUAUAACCACUUCAAGACGAUAUAAUAUUUUGUUUGUUUACCGGUGUUUAUUGUAUUUGUGUAUAAUUGUGUACUGUAACUUGUUAGCAUGGCUUGCAAUACAAAAUUGUGAAAAUUGU
This is a messenger RNA of Oncorhynchus mykiss (rainbow trout), 6140 nucleotides long. NCBI's taxonomy places the organism in Eukaryota, Metazoa, Chordata, Actinopteri, Salmoniformes, Salmonidae. The record is from RefSeq and is a predicted model, not a curated record.